Messenger RNA from Ilex paraguariensis (yerba mate), 1752 nucleotides. NCBI's taxonomy places the organism in Eukaryota, Viridiplantae, Streptophyta, Magnoliopsida, Aquifoliales, Aquifoliaceae. The record is from the annotation of a GenBank genome assembly.
GAUGAAGCCAGCGUGCGAGCCGUUGGCGUAGUAGCGACGGCGGAACAGCGUGGCGGCCUCGUUGAGCAGGGCCGACUGCACGGCGCCCAGAUACUGCGGCAGGCCGUAUACCUCCUGGUGAAUGUCGGGCUCGCGCAGAUGGAAGACCUGGCCGGCCGGGAAUUCGUGCUCGUUCUGAAAAUCGCUGAUCUGGAAAUAUUGCCCGGCCUCUUUGCCGCGCCGCAUGUACUUGCCAAGCGUGUGCUCGAGCCGGAGCAGGCUCCCCACCAGAUUGCGCCUACUUUCCAGAUAGCCAUUGCCCAGCGUGAGGUAGUCCAAGGCGAAGGCCUGGAAGGCACCAGGCGAAAGAUAGGGCGACGGCAUCAGCGUGCUGGUCAACACGUUGACCUUGAAGCGGAUGGCGGACUCAUGGUGGGCGCCGACACGCAGCAUGCGCGCCAGAUCAGCAAAGCUGACAGGCGGCUCAUACCAGCGGCCGUUAUCCAUGCACUCGAUGUAUUCGAGGAUGGAAGCGCGCCCGCCCACCACUGGCUCAGGAUCGCCAAAGGUGAACAUCACAGAGCGCGCGGCGCCUGCGGGCGCGGAUUCGGCGGCUGCAGUAUUGCCGGGCGCUGCGCUGGCCUGGGUGGCUUCGGUCAUUCGGAUAUCUCCACAAAGGAUUGCGAGAGCGUGGAGCCGGCGAACUCGAUCACCGUGGCCGGUCUGCUCCGAACGGCCGCUGCUGUAGGUGAUGGAGCGGCCCGUGGGUGUCAUCUCCUGCUUGACCGACAUGAAGCUGGCGGCCAUUUCCUUGUCGUCCUGGUCGAACUCCAGCCGGCCUGCACGCAGCACGGUCUGGGCCUUGAGCACCAGCAGGAUCUUGGCUUCGAGGCUGUAGCGCAGGCCGCGCACGGCGGGAAAGAACUUGCGCACAAGCUGGUAGACGCCCUGCCCCAUGCCGGUGGUGUCGAUGGUCAUCUUCUCGACGUUGAACUGCUUGCAGAUGCGCUGAAUUUCCGCCGCCUGGUCCUCGUACUCCAUCUUGUGCAUCUGCUUGCGGUACAGGAUGCGGAACUUGCCGCCGGGCUUUUCAGGCGGCGCCAGGACCACCAGCGCGGCCUUGUCGCCGGUAUGGCUGGGGUCAUAUCCAACCCACACGCCUUUGUGCCCGAAGGGCCGCUGUGUGAAGGCCUUGAAGUCCUUCCAUGCCUCCCAGGGGUCCACCAUGCCGCGCUGGAGCAGCGACAGCGGAAACACGGCCAGCGCGUCAUCCAUGAACUGGCACAGGUACAGAUUGGCGAAGACAGUGGCGGCCUUGGUGGAGCGCAGGUUCUCGAUGUCGAACAAGGUGCAGCCGCCGCGCUCGGCAUCCUCGAUCGUGACGAUGUGGCGCCAGAUGCCGUCCGCGCCUCGAAAGCCGUUGGCCAGGUGCUCAUGGCGCAGGUCGAUGUCCAGCUUGCGGUCGGUGAUGUGCGAGCCGUUCCACAGCGCGUAGGCCUCAUGCUGCAGGCUGGAGGGUGUGCUGAAAUACGUCAGGCGCCAUUGCUUGUGCGACGACAUGCCACUGGCCACGUUGUUCAGCUCGGUGAAAUUCGUGGUCCAGAAAUAUUCAUCGAAGUACAGAUUGCCGUGGUAGCUCUGGGCCGUGCGCGAGUUGGUGCCCAGGAAAAUCAGCUCGGCCCCAUUGGGCAAGAUGAUGGGAUCGCCUGUGAGCGUGACACCAAUCUCCUUCUUCACGAAAGCGAUGAUGUAGUUGCGGAACACUUGGGCCUG